Lachancea meyersii CBS 8951 is the source of this 450-nucleotide messenger RNA. The record is from the annotation of a GenBank genome assembly. Lineage: Eukaryota; Fungi; Ascomycota; Saccharomycetes; Saccharomycetales; Saccharomycetaceae.
AUGACUGACAGACUCACGCAACUACAAAUAUGUCUGGAUCAAAUGACGGAACAAUUCUGUGCAACACUUAACUAUAUUGACAAGAAUCACGAUUUCGAAGCGUCUGGCAAUGGCGAAGAUAAAAUGGCAGAUCCUCAAGCCACAAUUGCACCCAAAGAGGAGUUUGAAAAUACCAUUGACGAACUGUCUACAGAUCUGAUCUUGAAAACGAGACAAAUAACUAAACUCAUAGACUCAUUGCCUGGCGUGGACGUUUCUGCAGGAGAACAGAUGAACAGGAUAGAGGCAUUGCAGCAUCAACUGGUAAAAAUGGAAGACAAGAAAAUCGAGGCUAUAAAGCAGAAGGAAGAGUUGCUUAGAAAGGUCGAGGGAAUGAUAUUAGAUUUCACAAUCGGUAUCGCAGAUGCUCGUAGACCUGAACAGCAGCCUGAAAAAGAAUCAGGCAUCUAA